Vitis riparia (riverbank grape) is the source of this 1380-nucleotide messenger RNA. Its product is annotated as transcription factor MYB98-like. Lineage: Eukaryota; Viridiplantae; Streptophyta; Magnoliopsida; Vitales; Vitaceae. The coding region runs from base 1 to 1299 and encodes 432 amino acids. Gene Ontology annotation, cellular component: nucleus. The record is from RefSeq and is a predicted model, not a curated record. Gene Ontology annotation, biological process: regulation of DNA-templated transcription. Gene Ontology annotation, molecular function: RNA polymerase II cis-regulatory region sequence-specific DNA binding; DNA-binding transcription factor activity, RNA polymerase II-specific. The transcript has 3 exons.
AUGGAUUUUGAUAGAAAGUACAAGGAAAAUCUUGGCUCUCAGCCAAUGUUAUUGCCUGAGAAUUACUUGAAAUCUUACAUGGGAGAUGGUGCGUUUUCCUUAGAAGCCUGUUCAUCAAAAGCUUUCUUCCAAGAUUUCCACCAUCUCGAUCAUCAAUUUCCCACCAAUGCGUCAUCAAAGACCCUCCAAUUCGGGGUCCAAACUGCUUGUUUGGAUCCCUUCGACAGUUUCACAUAUGGGUCCGGCAUGAAUCUCGAUGUUUACGAAUUGAAGCCUUACGCAGAAAACGUUGGAGUGAUGGAGAAUUUUCAGAGCAAUAAUGGAGGAGGAUACCUGUUGCACCAUCAUCAGAGAGCCGCUGCUGCAGAUAUGAUGGGGCUGGACCGCGGCCGAGUGGCCUUCAACUGUCAAGAAAUCAAGCCUGUAAACUUUGUUAUACCAGAUGAAGUGUGCAUCGCGGCAGAGAAUAGUUUAUACAAGAAAAUCAGCAUGAGUACUGCUAAGAAUGGAGCUUCGCCGGCGGCCAAAAAGACUUACAAAGGUAGAAAGAAAACCCAUGUGGUUAAGGGGCAAUGGACAAUUGAAGAAGACAGACUGUUGAUUCAACUGGUGGAACAGUACGGGGUUAGAAAAUGGAGCCUCAUUGCUCAGAUGCUGAAUGGGAGGAUAGGGAAGCAGUGCAGGGAGAGAUGGCACAAUCACCUGAGGCCUAACAUUAAGAAGGAUAUAUGGAGUGAAGAGGAGGACAAGAUUCUUAUUCAAGCCCAUGCAGAAAUAGGAAACAAAUGGGCGGAAAUCGCAAAGAGGCUGCCUGGAAGAACUGAAAACUCCAUAAAGAACCAUUGGAAUGCUACCAAAAGAAGGCAGCUCUCGAGGCGAAAAUGCCGCUCAAAGUAUCCAAGACAAAGCACCCUCCUGCAGAACUAUAUCAAGAGCCUCAACUUGGACUCAAGGACAGUGGAUUACCAGAAAAACCCUACUGCAAAUAACCCCAUGGCAGCUAAUAAUACUGUCCUCAGACCACCCAUGAACAGGCCAGAGAUCUCAGACUUCUGCCCUGGCGACGGCGUAGUUCCGAAUUUCGAUUAUGAGGAGGUCCCAGAUUUCUCCUUUGAUGCAAACAUCUUUCAAGAGAACUGCAGUAUCGACUCUCUCCUCAAUGAGAUGUCUAGUGCUCCUACUGGUGAUGAGAAAGGGAUUGAGAUGGAGAAUAUGCCAUUGGACAUGGCUUCAUUGUUGCAGUGCGAAGUGAAGAAGGAGAUGGAUUUGGUGGAGAUAAUUUCUCAAGUCAAUCUCUGAUCAAGUCCUUGGGAAUUAAGCCUAUAGAUCAUAAUAAUCCUGUGGGCAGAAAAGUUUUUUAAUUUCUUUUAACCAUCUUAG